GGGACACCAGUCCCCUCCCUCCCGCCCUGCCUCCGUCCUUCCCGCACCCCGCGGGCUGCAGCCGGAGCUCAGGGUGCCCCGGCCCCUCUCGCCGCCGCCACUGGCGGCCUCAGCUCCCGGCCGCCCCACCGAAGUUCCCCGCGGUGGGCGGGCCGGGGCGGCGGGAGCGGGUCUCCCUCCCCACCGCCCCCGGGAAGCGGCCCGCCGCGCUCCCCGCCCGCUUCGCCUCCCGCCGGCAGCCGCCGCCUUCUGGGCCGGGACAGCCGCCUCCCGCGGGCGCGCACAAAGCCAGGGCCGCCGCGCCGCCUGGGCGGGCGCUGAGCAGGAAUCCCUUGAAGCUCACCCUGGGAAUGGACAGCUACCUCCAUUUCUGGAGGAGAGUAGUGCCAAUUGAAGAAGCCUUCAAGGCAAGUCGACAAGUGUGCUGUUAACUCAGAAGAGAACAGGGAAGGGGCGACCUUCCAGACUAACAGCCAUGCCUUUUGGGCUGAAACUGCGACGGACCAGACGCUACAAUGUCUUGAGCAAGAACUGCUUUGUGACAAGGAUCCGUCUGCUGGACAGCACUGUGAUCGAGUGCACCCUCUCUGUAGAGAGCACGGGGCAGGAGUGCUUGGAAGCUGUUGCUCAAAGGCUGGAAUUACGUGAGACGCACUACUUCGGCCUUUGGUUUCUCAGUAAGAGCCAGCAAGCCCGCUGGGUUGAACUGGAAAAGCCUCUGAAGAAGCAGCUGGACAAAUUUGCCAAUGAGCCUUUGCUUUUCUUUGGGGUGAUGUUCUAUGUGCCGAGUGUUUCCCGACUGCAGCAGGAGGUAACGAGAUAUCAGUAUUACCUACAAGUGAAAAAGGAUGUUCUGGAUGGCCAAUUACUUUCUUCAUUGGAGCAGGGAAUUCGACUAGCUGGUUUGGCAGUGCAAGCGGAUUUUGGAGACUAUAAUCAGUACGAAUCUCAUGACUUCCUCCGAGACUAUGUCUUGUUUCCUACGGAUUGGACCCAGGAUGAAGCUGUCUUGGAGGAACUGACUCAAAAGGUUGCUCAGGAGCACCGAACUCACAGUGGCAUUACAGCAGCAGAGGCUGAGCUAAUGUACAUCAAUGAAGUGGAACGCCUUGAUGGGUUUGGACAGGAAAUUUUCCCUGUGAAGGAUAAUCAUGGAAAUGACAUACACCUUGGUAUUUUCUUCAUGGGAAUCUUCAUAAAAAACAGAAUUGGAAGGACAACUAUGAUUUAUAGGUGGAAUGACAUUGGGAAUAUAGCACAUAACAAGUCCUCAAUUGUUCUAGAGUUGAUCAACAAAGAAGAGAAUGUGCUCUUUCACACAGAUGAUCUUGAAAAUGCCAAAUAUAUUUCACGACUGUUUGCAACAAGACACAAGUUUUACAAACAGAACAAAAUCUGCACAGAACAAUCAAGUUCUCCUCCCCCUAUCCGACGACGACCCACUUGGAGUAGGUCAUCCUUGCCAAGACAACAUCCAUUUAUACUGCCUCCUAUGCAUGUCCAGUGUGGAGAGCACUACACUGAAACACAUAAUUCACAAGAUAGCAUUUUCCACGGAAAUGAAGAAACUUUCUACUGUAGGUCUCAGACCAGUUUGGAUAGGUGUCCAAUGGACUUCAGCUACUUGAAUGGUAAUGGACCCAAUGGGAGUGUAUGCAGUGCUCACAGCAUGAACUCCCUCAAUCGCUCACAGAACUUCAUCCAGGCAUCUCCUAUGUCCUCAAAUCUUAGCAUCCCUGGAAGUGACAUCAUGAGAGCCGACUAUAUCCCCAGCCACAGACAUAGUGCAAUCAUAGUACCAUCUUACCGGCCGACUCCAGAUUAUGAAACUGUCAUGAGACAAAUGAAAAGAGGGGUGAUACAGAUGGACAGCCAAAGUCAGUCUCUGAGGAAUCUCAAUAUUGGAAACACGCAUGCUUACAACCAGCCGGAAGACCUAGUUUACAGCCAGCCUGAGAUCCGAGAGAGACACCCUUAUACAAUCACGUACGGGCCCCAGGGCAGUGGCUAUAACAAACCCGUCGCCCCAUCUGACCAAAUGAACCCUGGUAACGCUGCACAAAGCAAGGCUGCGGCCAGCGCCAUCUCCCACACUGUCAGCACGCCUGAGCUGGCAAACAUGCAGCUGCAGAGCAGCCAGAGUUACAACACCGCUCACAUGCUAAAGAACUAUCUCUUCAGACCUCCACCUCCGUAUCCUCGCCCUCGACCUGCCACUAGCACGCCAGACCUGGCGAGCCACCGGCACAAGUAUGUCAGUGGGAGCAGCCCUGACUUGGUUACUCGCAAAGUCCAGCUCUCAGUGAAGACCUUCCAAGAGGACAGCUCGCCGGUCGUCCGUCAGUCACUGCAGGAGGUCAGUGAGCCCCUCAUGGCAGUGAAGCACCACGCAGCUGUGAACAAGCGCCAUAGUUUGGAGGUCAUCAGCAGUAUGGUACGUGGUAUGGAAGCCAUGGCGUUGAAAAGCUUAAACGCCCCUCUGCCACGCAGGAACACUUUGCGGGAGCAGGUGCAGCCAGAAGAGCCAGUUCAGAUGGGGCAUGAAGUUCAGCAAGUUCCUCAUUAUCAUCACAAAAUAGAUCACAAAAAGACGUUCUCUGAUGCCACAAUGCUGAUACACAGCAGUGAAAGUGAAGAGGAAGAAGAAACCCCAGAAUCUGUGUCACGGAUAACAGCCCUCCAUGAGAACAUGGAGUACAGCGCUCAGCUGCAAGCUGCCUUGGCUAGAAUACCAAACAAACCUCCUCCGGAGUACCCUGGGCCUCGUAAAAGUGUCAGCAACGGAGCCCUGAGGCAGGACCAUGUUAGCAUUUCUGUGGCGGUAGCCAGGGCCAAGGCCAUGAGGCCAGGGCCUUCCAAAGCCAUGAGCGUCUCUCGAACUGAUCAAAUGGCAAUAAACGGAUCUUCGCUUGGGCCCUCUAUCUCAGAGCCUGACCUCACCAGUGUGAAGGAGCGGGUCAAGAAAGAACCUGUUAAGGAAAGGCCCGUGUCUGAAAUGUUUUCUAUUGAGGACAGCAUUAUAGAAAGAGAAAUCAUGAUGAGGAAUCUAGAAAAGCAGAAGAUGGCAGGCCUCGAGGCCCAGAAGAGGCCCUUGAUGUUGGCAGCGCUGAACGGACUGUCAGUUGCUAGGGUUCCAGUGCCGGAGGACAGCCAGGAUGAAGUCGCCAAGGUGCCAAUGGAUGAGAGGUGCAAAAUCUUGAGGAGGAAGUUAGAAGAGGGGAUGGUGUUUACAGAAUACGAGCAGAUUCCAAAGAAAAAGGCAGACGGGAUCUUCACCACUGCUGCUUUGCCUGAAAACACUGAGCGCAACCGCAUCAGAGAGGUGGUUCCUUACGAGGAGAACCGAGUAGAGCUGGUGCCGACCAAAGAGAAUAAUACAGGCUACAUCAAUGCUUCACAUAUAAAGGUUACGGUAGGUGGAGAGGAGUGGCACUACAUCGCUACCCAAGGGCCUCUGCCACACACCUGCCAUGACUUCUGGCAGAUGGUGUGGGAACAGGGGGUGAAUGUUAUAGCCAUGGUCACAGCUGAAGAGGAGGGAGGAAGAAGUAAGAGUCAUCGGUAUUGGCCUAAACUGGGCUCUAAGCACAGCUCAGCCACUUAUGGGAAGUUCAAGGUGACCACUAAGUUCCGCACAGACUCCGGCUGCUACGCGACAACUGGUCUGAAAGUCAAGCAUCUACUAUCUGGACAAGAGAGGACGGUGUGGCAUUUGCAGUAUACUGACUGGCCAGACCACGGGUGUCCAGAAGAAGUGCAAGGCUUUUUAUCUUACUUGGAGGAGAUCCAGUCAGUGCGUCGCCACACCAACAGCGUCCUGGACAGCAGCAACAACUGCAACCCUCCCAUCGUGGUUCACUGCAGCGCAGGGGUGGGAAGGACCGGGGUGGUCAUCCUGACAGAACUAAUGAUUGGGUGCCUGGAGCACAACGAAAAAGUGGACGUUCCUGUGAUGCUGAGACACCUGCGGGAGCAGAGAAUGUUCAUGAUCCAGACCAUAGCACAGUACAACUUUGUCUAUCAAGUGCUCAUCCAGUUUCUGCAAAACUCCAGACUUAUUUAAUCUUUUCAAACAUCCCAGACCCAGCCUUGGGGAUCUGACUGAACCUUACUGAUGAACAAGGGGAACUGCCUUGGCAACGCUGUGUGCAUAUAUUGCACUUUUUACAGUUGUCCUGAAAGUAAGGAAUGAUUGUUCUUUACAAGAGUCUCCCGUGGAUUAUUUUAUACAAGAUAUAAUUUAUUUUUUGUGGAAUAAUUUGUGAAUUACUUUAAUAACUUGUAAAACUUAUAGUGACCUUCAAAUUGAACCACAUUUGACAUGACCGGUCUGCAUUGUAACAUGUCCAUAGAGAGAGCAAUCCUUUGUAAAGGUAGUUUAUUGGCUUUUACUUUGCUACGCAGCUCCUGAAAUGAACGGCUGUUUGGCAGCGGGCUUUUGUUCUCACCUUAAGAACGUUUUGGACCCAAAUAUGUGGCUUCUGUGGUAAAAACAAGACCUGCUACAUGACAGCUACAGCUCUGUAUGAGUGGAAGCUGAGGGGACACAGUCCUGGAGCAGAGAUCUAAGCCUCUGCACAUGCAGCAAGACACAUUGCAGAGGGCUCAAACACAGGACCUUGUGAGGGCAGAGAGUUUUGGGUGCUAAACUGUUUGAAUUCCACAAGAAUGAUAGUUUUAGACGAGUCCUUGAAAAAAGCGAUACUGGAUCUUUUAAACGAGGCCUUUGCCACUGUCUGCAGCUUUUGCAGGAUCCGUAGGAGCUGAAGCGGUGCAGGGUGAAGUGCAGUGACCCAGAGCAGGAAGUGAACGGUGACUGUGGAAUUUCAACUAAAGGCAGCUGAAAAAACCCUCAAAUCAUGCAUCUUCUCACAAAUUACACUGAAAGUUUUAUUGCCUUGAGGCUCACUUCCUGUAGAAAAGCAAUCUCAUUUAAGUUGGGCAUCUCCAGUUGCUUUAGUUUUUUACAUGUGAACUGUUGCCUUCAGCGCUCUAAUCAUUUUGCUUUCUAGUCAUUCGAACUUUUGUCAAAACGAUCAUUAUCCUUUCCUCCCUAUCUGAGAUCUUCAGAUAGUGACCCUGGAGAGCUUUAGCACAGAAUCUGCCUUCAUUCUUUCCCUAUUGGUGUCUUGUGGUUGGUGAACAUUAGGAGCAGUCUUCCUUUCAGUAUUUGGAAACUUCACUUUGUUAGGGUGGAUUUUGUAUUGAAUUGCACAGGUCAUCUCUUUUCUCUGGUCACUUUGGAUUUUUCCUUCUAUUUAUUAUUACUAUUUUAUCCUGGUAGUGUUCAGGGAUUCCAGUCAGGAUUAGAAAGAUGAUGGAUAAAUGUGUAAAGGAGAAGCCUGAGAUUUACAAUCAGAACAGAAAAGGGAAACAAACCUCUUCCCACUGGAUAACUAGGGCAGAGAUUCUUAACUGGCUUGCCCUCGGCCAACAGUGAAAUUCAACAGAGCUAAGGAAAAAACACAUAUGUCCUGUAAGUAUCUCAACAGAAUAAAGAUUCUCAGAUACUCAGAGAAUUACCUCUCUUCCUCAUCCUCUGCCUCCUCAGCAUUGGCUAGCUGUUUCGCACAACUUAGUGAAUAUCCCUUCCUCCAAAGUGUUUAUUUCACUGGAGUAAAUCUCCUUUUGAAUCGCCCUGCGGUGUGAGACCUGGAGCGUUUACUUACGGGUACUUAGAAGCGAUAAUAAUUGCACCUUUAAAAAAGAAACAACAGAAAAAGAAAACAAAAAAGCUUUAGCAAGUUGUGCUGAGACUCCCACUCUGUUAUUUCUGGUGUCAGAUGGGAACUUUCUGCACUGAGGUUGCUCCCCUUCUCAGCUGGCUCCUCUUCCCACUCUGUGCAUGGCGAUCAGGCUGGAGAGGAGCCAGAGAGGUCUCUGCUCCCAGUCUUGCUCCCCUCAGGGCUACCUUUAAAGUUAGAUAGGCUUGCCCAGGGUCACCUCAGGUUCCAGGGAUCUCACAGCCUCUCAGGUACGUGAUGCAAUGGAGUUACCCUGUCAUGGUGACAUCCUCUUCCUUCUUAUCCCUUUCCCAGAUAAACAUAAUCUUGUUGUCGCAUCGUUGCUUUUCCAUCGCAUCCCCACCUCAAACCCCUGGUCAGCGUGCAAAAGCCUAAGUCUACUGGCACCCUCAACUUCAGCCCUAAGAGGGGCCCUACUUUUCAGUAGCUUCAGCUCCCACUGAUGCUAAGGCUCCAUACCAGAAUGUUGCUUAAAUAGCUGUGUGGUGUUGAUCUGGGGCUCUGCAAUACAGGCCUAACAAUGUGACAAGGGUUCUGGUGGGGACAUCUAGCUACCUACAAGUGGUGAGAAGCUACUUAGCUGUAAUAUCUUGACCACAUUCCUUUUCAGGGAUCAGUUGAGUUUUCAGUCAACUUUAGUUUUCCUCUAGUUUCUCCUGCCAAUGCCAACAUAUCUCUUGUUAAAUUAGCAGCAACCAUUUAAAGUCUUUUCAGCAGCAUCUGCAUGGUAAUUGCACAGAGAUGCUUUAUAUCUGGGAAACAAGCCAAGGAAUAAACCUUGAAGCAAAGUGUAUUAAAUUAGUUAUCUCGUUAUAACUUUUUGAAUAAUUUCCUAAUGAUGAAUUAAGUUUGAACUCAGAGCUGUCAGGUCCCAUUGCUCUACUUGGAUGUGAGAAGUAGAAAAUCAGGAGGGAAAAGAAUCUGUUCCUGUGUCUUAUUAUUCAGCUGCUCUUGGCUGAAACGUAUCCCUCUGUUUUUACAGUGAGCACAGGAAAGUUAAUGCAUAAGAGAAAUGUAAAGGGCUGUGUUUGAAAGGAAGAAAAUUAGGCAAAUGGUUUUUAUGCAAAGAUGCAUCAUAGGUGUCUUAGAAAAAUAUUAAUUAUGAAAUGGCACCAAAAAUCCUUUCCAAAUUAAGUCAGUGCCUAUUAAUGAGCCAAGUAAGUGGCCGCAUAAUAAACAGUCAUUUCCAAUUAACUCCCACCGUGGCUGGUAUGGGAGGCAGAGGCCAACGUGACUCAGUUUUUCCCUUUCAUUGUCAAAGAACAGCAAUUUUAAACUUUUCCUUUCAUCUGACUUCAACGUAUUUUUUCCUGCUAGAUUUUAUCUUGGCUAGAUCUGCUAAUAUAAUCAGUGAAUUGGGCUGGUGCAUGCCUUCAGAGGUUCCCUUCCACCCCAGCUUGCCACCUAACCUCAGCAUGCCCGUGUUUUAUGACCAAAAUGUGAUACAGUUUUGUAGGGGAAAAACUGAACCAUCUCACUUUGAACCUGUCGUAGUUUUAUCAGAACAAAACUGCUUGGGCAGUGUUUCCUAACCUUUAGGGAGUGACAGGAAAAUGCAUUUUGAAUCCAGUUUUAUUAGUCAUAGCAAGGAACGAAUGCAUGAGACUUGAAGCAUGAGGCGCUCAUGCUCCUGGACUCCUUCUCGGGGACAGCUGGGAGUGGGUGAGUCACACUGGGGAAAUCUAUGGUGCACGUCUUCCUUUUGGGGCACUCUUAGUAUUUAUAACACCCUUUUCUUUUUUUCAUUCAAGUCUUACCAAUGAUAACAUUGAGGUUGCCAGCUCCAAAUUUUUAGCUAAGGUUCCAGUCUGAGCAUUUCAUGCCUAAUGUUGUCCCAUCAGGGAUGACGGAGGUGACUGCUGAGUUCUGCUGCUCAGAGCUGCAAGUGGCCCGUUUCCAGCCUCCUCGGUCUGCACUGGUGGACAUCAGUUCCUUCUUGUUACAGCUGCUCCACAGGCCCUGCUUUGGCACCUCUAGUCCUUUUUACCCCAAGGGACGAUGAACCCAGACUUUCUCCUAUGUAGGUAUACAGGGACCCUAAAUGAUCAGCCUUACCACAAAUAACAUUCUUCUUCUCUGGAGGUUUCCAAAACCACCUGGACGUGUUCCUGUGUGACUUGAGGUGAACCUGCUUUACCAGGGGGUUGGAAUGGAUGAUCUCUAGAGGUCCCUUCCAACCUCUCCCAUUCUAUAAUUUUAUGAAGUACUUUUUCCCUGAACUAGUUUCAGAUGGCAGGAGAUACAGCUGUGGGAAGUUACUCAACCUAUUGCUAAUGCUGUCCUUUAUAAAAAAGUAUACUGAAGGACAUUUCCGUUCCACUUAUUUAAAUCAGUUGCCUCAGCUACUAGUAGUAUUACAUUUUAUUAAGUAUUUGCAUGACUUUUUUUUAAUUACUUUUUUGUCAACAGUCAGAAAUGCAAAUGGCAAAGCAUAGGCUGCAAAAGAGUAAGUCUCAGUGCUUCAAUUAAUUUUUUGAUCCAAUAUGUGCUGUCUGUAUAGCCCACAAGUGACUCUUAAAGUAAAUGGUGAUGGACGAUCUUGCACAGGGAUGUAGGACACAUAUAUGUGGGGAAAAUGCAGCAGCUCCUGCCCAUGCUGCAUUCUCAACACCUGCUUUGCCACUGGUCUCCUGGGAGGAGGUGACAACUGAAGUAGCUAUUGUCAGUCUUGCUAACAGUUGCUGAGCCUUGUGCUUCCCAAAGCAGAGGCAUCAGCAUGGCUGACGCCUCCUGCAGCAGCUUGUGUCCCCCUUUUGGAGGUCAGAGUUAAAUUUUGCUGCUUGUCUUGGAGGAAAGGAAUGCUUCACAGCCAGAGCACGAUGGUGGCACCCGUGCUCCCUGCAUGAAAUGAAGGAUGCAUCAUGUUGGAGGAGCAAAUACCACAACUGACCUUGAAACAGAAGCCCUGCACAGAAACAUUUGGCCACAUCUCUACAAAAAAGGGCAGAGCUCUGCUGAUGUAUAUAGUGUCAAGUCAGGUAGAGUCUGAAGAAGGGUUUUCAUGCCAAGGAGAGAAAGAUUGCAAGUCCAACCCCAACCCCCAAGGCAAUUGUCCCCAGUUGGUUCUUAGCCUCCUGGAGGGUUUUUCUUGUAGGAUCUGGUGCUAUGGGAAGCAGAGCUGCCAUCUGAGUCUUCAGAGAGGACAUUCUGCAUGCAGGUGCAUGCAGCCUUGGCUUGCAGGGACAGUGAUGCAAGGAAGGGAAGGGCUGGCUGUUAGGCACACAACAGAAGGUGGAGGUCUUAACCAUAGGUAACCUGUUCUUAGAUUGUGAAACAAAGCAUUUAAUCCACAGGUCAAAAAUAGCAGUUUUUAUAUAAAUAUCUUAAGUAAAUAAGUUUUGUCAGUGUUUUUAGACCUGACUCCAGGUCUGUUCGUGCCUCUCAGCCUGUUUCCUGCUGGUGUUUCUUUGAAGCUUUAUUGCCUGAGAGUGGCUCCACAUGCAACAAGAGCAGGACUUUGCCUUUACCUCUGACUUCCAAUUCACCCUCUAAAAUAGCAGCUUUCACUGAAGAAUCCCAGCACUAUUUCACAGCAAGGGAAAGACUAGUUCUUAAGCUGAUCCCUGAAACAUAUAGCGCUGAACCGUUUCGCUCCUCCAAAUCACUGGGGUAAGGACUUGAUGGGUGUUGGGGACAUUCAGCUUUCAUUCAUUUUGGGGGCAGCACUCCCCAAUUAGGCAGGCAGAGGAAGAAAUAAAAGAGAAAGGCUUCCCAUAAACUACUUCCAUGGCGCCUGCCAUGGUCACCAUGGUGACCAGCCUUGGUCACCCCAUCUUGGCCAGGAGGGUGCUCAGCCCCUCCAGCACCCCUGGCCACCGUCCUUUAGGGACACCUGAAAGUGAAGGUUACAUCCCGCUCACGGUGUUUGAGAGCUGCUGCCCAGGCAUCCAGCUUCCAGGCAUCGCCUUACCUUUUCUUUAGAACCCACUGCUCCCUCUGGCCUUCGCAACGUCCUGUGGUGGGGAGUUCCACAACUUAAUUAUACAUUAUGAUGUCUGUAAGAACUUCCUUUUUGUCUAUGUUAAAAAAGUAUUUUCUUGCUGCUAUUCAGUCUUUAAAACAGUCUUUAGUGUCAGAAACAUUGCUAACAGGGUGUUCAUCCUGUUGAGUUUGCUCUGUAUGGGAAGGAUGUUUUCCUCAUUACUAAAGUACCUUUCUGUGGCUAUUUUACAAUGGAAAAAAAGUUUACACAUGCAGAUGACUGUAAUACUCCCACACAUAACUGUGUGGGACACGUGUUAAAGGUUAUAACCUGCUUAAGAUUUAUGUCACUGGAUUUCACUGUCCUGUUUUACUUCAGUAUUUUGAUGCUGCCUGUGUUACUUGUUCUGUAACUCCGUACGUGACAGUUUAGCACAAGACUGUGACUCAAAUCUCACCCCCUCACUGUACAUACACAGUCUGGAGAGAAACAAGAUGUCGGUUACAUGCCCUUCCUGCCCCCCACUCCCUCGUGUUAGGGCUGAGCAGCAGAACUGGCCUCUGCCACUGACAGCCUUUAAAGAAAAAAAAAUCUAUGCAUGCUAUUUUAUAUUCUAAUGUAUUAUUCUUAUCAGUACAUAAGCUUAUGCUUGUCAGUUUUAUCUUGUGUAUAGAACUGAUUACUUUUGACAGUAUUUUUGCACUGUUUCUUUUCUUUCUCUUUUUAUAAAGUUCUAUUCAGCAUUAAUUGACUGCAAUAAUUUUUUUACCCCAUUCACUGCCUUUGUGUAAAUAGGUUCUUGUAUGCUUUUGCAAAUAUGAGAAUGUCUCCAGUCACUUAAGGUUUUUUGGUAAGGCUGUCCUUCAUGUUCACAGUAUACAAUAAACCCCAAUUCUUUUUUUCAAGGAAAAAAAA
Messenger RNA from Colius striatus (speckled mousebird), 10581 nucleotides. It is a transcript of the gene PTPN14, whose product is annotated as protein tyrosine phosphatase non-receptor type 14. Gene Ontology annotation, cellular component: cytoskeleton. The transcript has 19 exons. Gene Ontology annotation, molecular function: protein tyrosine phosphatase activity. Bases 476 to 4063 code for a protein of 1195 amino acids. Lineage: Eukaryota; Metazoa; Chordata; Aves; Coliiformes; Coliidae. Gene Ontology annotation, biological process: lymphangiogenesis; protein dephosphorylation. The record is from RefSeq and is a predicted model, not a curated record.